Molecule: messenger RNA, 1477 nt
Organism: Zophobas morio
Lineage: Eukaryota; Metazoa; Arthropoda; Insecta; Coleoptera; Tenebrionidae
Product: serine protease inhibitor 88Ea-like
Exons: 5
Coding region: 95-1333 (412 amino acids)
Molecular function (GO): serine-type endopeptidase inhibitor activity
Source: RefSeq, a predicted model, not a curated record
UAGAAGUACUCUUUGACGUGAGAGUGUACGCAAAUGUUAUAAGUUUAAGUGCAACAGCCACAAGUAUUUACCCACAUAACCCACUUGUAAAAACAUGAAGAUAACCUUUGGGUUUUUGUUCCUUGUGGCGGCUUUAAAAACCUCGAACCAGCAGUGUUUAUCGGAGAAUGAUAACAAACGUAUUAAUCCGGGUGGAAGGCAUGGACUCUACACGGGACAACAGAGUUUUUCCUUGGCGCUGCUUCAAUCCAUCAACCAGUUGAUGCCCAACGAGAAUCUGUUUUUUUCGCCUUAUUCCACGUACCACGCCCUUUUGAUAGCGUAUUUCCUAGCUGGGGGACAAACCGAGAGUUACCUCAAGAGAAUACUCAGGCUUGAUACCUCUCAGACCAAACCCGAUUUCUACCAAGCGUAUAAACUAGAUAAGUUACAAACCAGGAUUGACAAAAUCAACAGCUCUUACGAGUUUACUAACGCGAAUAAGAUCUACGUCGCAGAGGACGUCGUCGUGAGGGACUGCAUCCCGUCACUCUUCGGAGAAGAGUUAUCAAAAGCCCCGUUUAAGAGUGACCCUCAGAAUGCCAGACUCACCAUCAACAAGUGGGUCGAAGAUCAAACCCAUAACAUGAUCCAGAAUUUAUUACCACCGGGAAGUAUAGACCAGUCGAGCACCUUGGUGUUGGUAAACGCGGCCUAUUUCAAAGGCAAGUGGGAGAAUAAGUUCAACCCAGAUGAGACCAAACCGGAGAUCUUCUACGUCAGCUCGUCUAAACAAAUCAUGGUGGAUAUGAUGCACGUGGAGGGUACUUUCAACCAUGAUGUGUCCGAAAGCCUUGAGGCCCACAUUCUCGAAAUGCCCUACAAGGGUGACCAAAUCAGCAUGUACGUGUUCCUGCCGCCCUUCACCAAAGAAGGCGCUAUUGACAACACCCUGAAGAAGCUCACCGUCGAUAAAUUCCAAAACAUCGUCAACAGCAACCGCUUGACGGCGAAAACCGUCCAGGUCUCCUUCCCCAAGUUCGCCCUCGAGCACACCAUCGAACUCGUCCCGAUUUUAGAAAAUAUGGGGAUUGGAGAUCUGUUCCAAGAGACGUCCAAUCUGACGACGCUCACCGAAGAUAAGGUUAGUUUAGGGAACGCGCUGCAUAAGGCGAGGAUCGAGGUCAACGAGGAGGGGACGAGGGCCGCCGCCUCCACGGUUUUGUUUAGUUUUAGGUCGAGUCGGCCGAUUGAACCGGCUCAGUUCCAUUGCGAUCAUCCGUUCAUCUAUGUCAUCUAUGAUAAGGCUGAGCAGGCCGUGUUGUUCACUGGAGUGUUCAGGAGGCCACACUAAGAGACUUUGUUUUUUUUUAUUAUUAUUAUUUUGUUUGUGAUUGUUAUUAUUUAUUGACCAAGCACUGCUAUCAAGUAUUCUUUUAAGUUCACGUAUUUUACUACUACUUAUGUCGAUAAUAAAGUAUUUUAUUGCCAUUUAUAA